Molecule: messenger RNA, 912 nt
Organism: Caenorhabditis elegans
Lineage: Eukaryota; Metazoa; Nematoda; Chromadorea; Rhabditida; Rhabditidae
Gene: srbc-14
Product: Serpentine Receptor, class BC (Class B-like)
Exons: 6
Coding region: 1-912 (303 amino acids)
Source: RefSeq, marked reviewed
AUGGACGCGGAAAAGCAUGCGAAAGUGAUGAAUGCGUCUGCAAUCAUAAUCUCCGUAAUAGGAGUCGCAUCCUCUGGUUUCACAUGUCUCAUGAACAUUUUCCUGCUGAAAAAAGUCGGCAAUCAGAAAAAAGAGCUGGUGUUGUUCAACUUCCGUUUUAUAUUAGACGUGAUGUUUGGUGCAAUGGUGACUAUUUAUUUGACAUUCGUCGUUGUUUUUGCUGUUUUUCAUGAGGAACUUGCGCCUUUGCAAAACUUUUUUUUCUAUCUUGGCCUGCCGAGUUCCAAUUUGGAGACUGCCAGGUCGAUUAUUUCACUGGCAAUUGCGGUGGAGAGGGUGGUGGCCGCCUAUAUUCCCAUAUACUUUUACAAGUAUCGUCCUAUAUUUCCAACAUUUAUCAUUUUCAUUUUGUCUAUUUGCAUUGGGCUCAACGAAGACGUUUUUCUAUUUGUGUUUUGCGAAUUUUCUCUCCAAAUUCGACCAAACUGUGCCGCUUUUGGCUGUUCUAUCAACGCAUGUUUCUUGAAAUUUUGGACAUCUUAUAAAGCAAUAAUGUUUGCUCUAAAUAUAUUCUUCAACAUGCUACUUGGUCUCAAACUAUUCGUACUCAACAAGUUUGGCAAUAGCGAGAGUAAGGACUUGUCAAGGGCAAAUUGUCUAGCUCUUAUUAAUGCUGGAAAUGUGUGCUUAUUCGAAUUUUUCCCAAACAUGUUUGCAAUUCACUUUUCCAGUAUUUCAUUUUUCAGUUUCCAGAACAUUGGCCCUUACAUAGUUGUUGCAAAGCUUCUUGGCUGUGCUAUUGAAGCAGUUCUGGUAUCUCGAACACUCAUCAAAAAGAACGGGAAGCUUAACUCAAUAUCGAGCCGUUCCGGGGCAGGCGUGCUGGAACAUCGCCUGCUCUAUCUUGACUAG